AUGAACCCUUACGGUAGAGUGAUCAACCCAGCGGCCCCCGUAUCCUGUGCGAACUGCGGGGGCUGCUGCUCUCCACCUUCCCCGUGUCUCAUUCCUUCCAUGACGUCCUUAAUGUCACCGAAUAUGACCCCACCACCUCUCAUGUGCCCUGCCCCAAUCAUGCAAGUGGAGAAUGGUAGUAGCUGGAACUCGUCUUUUUGCUCCCCGGAUUCUCACCCCGGUCUUGGCUGCACGGCACCCAACUCCUACUGGACGGCAGUGUUUGAUUACGAGGCCACGGCAGAUGAGGAGCUAACCCUGAAGCGCGGCGAUCUCCUCGAGGUACUGUCCAAAGACUCCAAAGUGUCUGGGGAUGAGGGUUGGUGGACAGGCAAGAUUCAGGAUAAGGUGGGCAUCUUUCCCAGCAAUUAUGUGACAAAGGGGGAUGCUCCCAACUACCAGCAGCUCACUGUGGACGUGGGUGAGUGUCCUUUGGAGGUAGACUUCUCCGAAUUGCUCCUGGAGGAGGUUAUUGGAGCGGGUGGAUUUGGGAAAGUAUACAAAGGGCUGUGGCAAGGAGAGGAAGUUGCGGUCAAGGCUGCGAGGCAAGACCCCGAUGAAGACAUCAGCGUGACAGCGGAGAGCGUGCGGCAGGAGGCCAGGCUCUUCUGGAUGCUCCGGCACCCCAAUAUUAUCGCUCUACGUGGGGUCUGCUUAAGGGAACCCAACCUUUGCUUGGUCAUGGAGUACGCCAGAGGUGGGGCACUCAACAGAGCCUUGGCUGGAAAGAAGGUGCCCCCCAGGGUGCUGGUAAACUGGGCCGUGCAGAUUGCGACAGGGAUGGACUACCUGCACAACCAGGCGUUUGUACCCAUCAUCCACAGAGAUCUCAAGUCCAGCAAUAUACUUAUUCUGGAGCCGGUGGAGCGAGACGACCUAAGCGAGAAAACCUUGAAGAUCACUGACUUUGGCCUGGCGCGAGAAUGGCACCAAACCACCAAGAUGAGCGCGGCGGGAACGUACGCCUGGAUGGCACCCGAAGUCAUCAAGCUCUCACUUUUUUCCAAAAGCAGCGACGUUUGGAGUUUUGGCGUUCUGCUGUGGGAGCUGCUGACCGGCGAGGUUCCAUACAGAGAGAUAGACGCACUGGCCGUGGCCUAUGGCGUGGCCGUCAACAAACUCACGCUUCCUGUCCCGUCGACAUGUCCUGAACCUUUUGCUCAGCUCUUAGCAGAGUGCUGGAGCCCGAACCCCCACAGCAGGCCGUCUUUUACCAGUAUUCACCACCGGCUGCUGGCCAUAGAACAGUCGGCCAUGUUCCAGAUGCCCCUGGAGUCCUUCCACUCCUUGCAGGAAGACUGGAGGCUGGAGAUCCAGCAGAUGUUUGACGAGCUGCGGGCCAAAGAGAAGGAGCUGAGGUCUUGGGAGGAGGCGCUGGCCCGGGCGGCCCAAGAACAGCGGGAGCAGGAAGAGCAGCUGAGGAGGCGAGAGCAAGAGCUGGCCGAGCGCGAGAUCGACAUCGUGGAGCGCGAGCUCAACAUCAUCAUCCAUCAGAUGUACCAGGAAAAGCCCAGCGUGAAGAAGAGGAAGGGGCACUUUAAGAAGAGCAGGCUGUUGAAGCUGUGCAGGGAUGGCAACAGCAUCAGUCUGCCCUCUGGUUUUGAGCAUAAGAUCACGGUGCAGGCGUCCCCCAGCGUGGACAAGAGGAAGAUGCAGGGUAGCGAGAGUACCACGCCGCCCGCCAGCCCUGGUGUCAUUCCACGCCUCCGAGCCAUACGACUGACCCCAGGUGAUGGCAGCAAGACGUGGGGCCGAAGUGCAGUUUGCAAGAAGGAAGACAUGUCUGCCGGCAAGAAGAAAGGGCGCACGUGGGGGCCCAGCUCCACCCACCAGAGAGAGAGGGUCGGGGGCGAGGAGAAACUAAAAUCCCUAAGUGAGGGCUGCAAAGUGUGGUCCUCCAGUGCCCCCAACCUGGGCAAAUCCCCCAAACAUGUCCCCAUGACGGUGGGCUUCUCCAGCCUCAGUGAAAUGGAGGAAUGCUGUGAGCUGGACGAGUCGCCAGGUUCCCUGCAGCCUUCCGAAACCAGCAGCAAUGGGGCAGCUGAUGACUCUGGGUCGCUGUGGAGCAAUCUGGGUUCCAGCACUGCCGUCAGUUCGUCCGGCACCAGCUCCGCUCAGGGUUCUGUGGGCACGGCGCCGGACCACCAGGACUCAUUGAGACGCUGCGGCCAAAGGAAGCGGAGCGACAUGCUACUGUUGGGUUGUGCUUCUCUAUUGGCCUCUGUGGGCCUGGGGCAAGAUUUGCUGCAGCUGGGAAGACUACAGGUGCUCCAAGACGAGCAAGACGUGAGAGAAGAACAGCGGAAGAAGAAGGAAAGCCUUUUCCAGCGCACAGGGCGUUUCCGUCGCAGCACAUCACCCCCCAGCAGAAACAUGUCCUUGUCCCUUUCUCGCCAGCAUGACUGCACGCUACCCUCCCUGGACCCGUCGCCGUCUGUCACGCUUCUCUCCUUGUCCUCGCUGUCAGACUGCAACUCCACCAAGUCCCUCCUCCCCUCUGACCCGGACGACUAUCCGCUGACGCCGGCCGGCACGCGGGUGCCCCUGCCGGCGGUGCCCUCCCUCAACCCGUUGCUGGACUUCCGGACAGAGAGUUUCAAGAAGGAGCCCAACAGGUCGCUAACGCCCACCCACGUGUCCGCAGCAACGGCGGUCAACAGGGGGCACCGACGCACCCCGUCAGAUGGCGCCAUUCGACCUCAGGCGCAGACCCUUGUUCAUCGCAGGACGCCGUCUGAUGGGAGCGUACCUGUCACCCCUCCACUGGGGGGAGCCGUCAGCUCGGCCAACAAAGGUGCUCCGGACCCCCUGGACGUCCCUCGGCUGUCAGACCCCUCCUUCAUCUUCCCGCUCCCCCAACGCCGUAAAGCCCCUGCACCACCCAUUCCAGAGCCGGCCCCCUUCUGCCUCAUUAGCCCACUAGAGCGACCCAAGACGUUGGAGUUCACCGCCCGUCCUCGACCCGCUCCCACCCGAGUGCGUGCCGACCCUCGUAGACCGGGCUCUCUAUCAGGUACCCGUGUCUGCGACGGCCCCCUCACAUCCGGGAAAGGCGGCCCUGCGCGGCCCAGCCUGAUGGACAUGGACAUGGAGGGGCAAAGCUUAGACCCCACGGUACCUCUGUGCGGGAACUUACAGCCCGCCGGCCUUUGCGGACAACAGUACACAUAG
Messenger RNA from Nerophis lumbriciformis (worm pipefish), 3210 nucleotides. The record is from RefSeq and is a predicted model, not a curated record. NCBI's taxonomy places the organism in Eukaryota, Metazoa, Chordata, Actinopteri, Syngnathiformes, Syngnathidae.